AUGGAAGAGAUGAUGGAAUUGUUCAAACAAGUCCAGAUCAACCUUCCCCUUCUAGAUGCCAUAAAGCAAGUUCUAGCUUAUGCUAAGUUCUUGAAAGACUUAUGUACUCAAAAGCGUAAGCUAAAGACCCACAUUCUAGAAACUAUCAAAUUUACUGAGCAAAUGAGUGCUGUCUUGGCCAAUAAGCUUCCCUCUAAGCUUAAGGAUCCAGGGUCACCUCUCAUAUCUUGCACCAUUGGGAACAUUCCCAUUGAGCAUGCUCUCCUUAAUCUAGGGGCGAGUGUGAAUAUUUUAUCUAGCUUAGUUUGUGAUCAUUUUGGGUUUGGAGAAUUGAAGCCUAUAGAGGUUAUUCUCCAACUUGCUGACCGUUCAAUCAAAGUCUCUAGAGGUUGUAUUGAAGACUUAUUAGUUAAGGUUGAUGAGCUUUAUUUUCAUGUGGAUUUCCUUGUUCUUGACAUGGAAGCACCUACUAAUGGAAAACCAUAGUCGAUAAUCUUAGGACGUCCAUUCUUGGCCAUUGCCAAUGCAUGCAUCAAUUGUAGAUCUGGUGCAAUGGAUAUUUUCUUUAGUAAUAGGAAGCUCCGAUUGAAUAUCUUCAAUGCUUCUUUAGGGCCCUAA
This is a messenger RNA of Macadamia integrifolia, 618 nucleotides long. RefSeq lists its product as uncharacterized. NCBI's taxonomy places the organism in Eukaryota, Viridiplantae, Streptophyta, Magnoliopsida, Proteales, Proteaceae. The record is from RefSeq and is a predicted model, not a curated record. The transcript has a single exon.